This is a messenger RNA of Rosa rugosa (rugosa rose), 2726 nucleotides long. Its product is annotated as probable LRR receptor-like serine/threonine-protein kinase At1g74360. The transcript is spliced from 2 exons. Gene Ontology annotation, molecular function: protein binding. Bases 26 to 2398 code for a protein of 790 amino acids. The record is from RefSeq and is a predicted model, not a curated record. Lineage: Eukaryota; Viridiplantae; Streptophyta; Magnoliopsida; Rosales; Rosaceae.
GUACCAAAGUGGAAGCCAGAAAGCCAUGUACUCGAAUCGGAAAACCAAUCAAUGGCGCUUAGUGUUGUACUCUUCCAUGUUAGUCAUCACCAUGAUCACAGUUGAUGUUGUGGCCGGAGAUUCACUAGACACCGACAAAGAAGUUCUGCUGAUCCUUAAGGCGUUUCUGCAAGAACAAAAUCGAGUAAACCAAGGUGAAUACUCAAUAUGGAACCAGAUCAGCAACGACCCAUGUGAGUGGCCUAGAAUAUCAUGCAAUGGUGAAAACAGAGUCACUGCAGUUAAUCUCGCCGGUAGCAAAAUCUCUGGUGAGGUUUUCAGAAAUUUCUCUUCCCUGACAGCACUGUCACACCUAGACCUGUCCAUGAACACUCUUUCUGGAGCUGUCCCAGAGGACCUGAGUCAAUGCCUGAGCCUCAAGUAUCUCAACCUAUCAUUUAACAUUCUUGAAAGUGAGCUGAAAUUGCACGGGUUGAGUCAAUUGACUGUUCUUGAUUUGGCUGUGAAUAGGUUUUAUGGGGAUAUGAAGACGAGCUUCCCCGGAAUUUGCACAAACUUGGUGGUACUAAAUGUUUCAUUGAAUAACUUUACUGGUAGGAUCGAUGAGUACUUUGAUGAAUGUUUGAAUUUGCAGUACUUGGAUUUGAGCUCAAACAAUUUUAGUGGUGAUGUAUGGGUUGGAUUCACAAGGCUUAGGGAGUUUUCAGUAGCUGAUAAUAAUCUCAGUGGGGUAAUUUUGCCUUCUGUUUUCAAUGGUAAUUGUAGCUUAGUGAAUUUAGACCUGUCAGAGAAUAACUUUUCUGGUCGAGUUCCAAAGGAGAUUUCAAAUUGCCGGAAUUUGGUUACUUUGAAUCUAUGGGGAAACAAAUUUACAGGAGUAAUUCCAUCUGAGAUUGGGGGCAUUUCAAGUCUGAAAUCUUUAUCGUUGGGCAAUAAUACUUUUUCUAGAGUGAUCCCAGAAUCCCUGUUGGAGUUGAGCAGCUUGGUCUUAUUAGAUUUGAGUAGGAACAAUUUUGGAGGGGAUAUACAAGACAUCUUCGGGAAAUUCACACAGGUGAAGUUUCUUGUGCUGCACUCAAACUCGUACAGGGGUGGUAUAUAUUCAUCCGGAAUUCUUAAGCUACCCAAUGUUUCUCAGUUAGACCUCAGCCACAACAACUUUGCAGGUUGUUUACCAGUUGAAGUUGCCCAAAUGCAAAGCUUGAAGUAUUUGUUCCUUGCCUACAAUCAAUUCAAUGGAACUAUACCACCAGAGUAUGGAAAUUUGCUACACCUCCAAGCACUAGACCUUUCCUUCAACAGCCUAACCGGGUCAAUUCCCACCACCAUAGGAAAAUUGAAUUCUCUCUUGUUGUUGAUGCUUGCAAGAAAUAUGCUAACUGGUCCAAUUCCUAAGGAGUUGGGGAAUUGUACUAGCUUGUUGUGGUUGAACCUUUCAAACAACAAGCUCAAUGGGACAAUCCCAUCUGAAUUGAAGAAUAUUGGGACAAAUGUUGGACCAACAUUUGAAUCAAACAAUCAGGACAAGGAUCAGGUCGUAGUUGGAUCUGGGGAGUGCUUAGAGAUGAAGAGAUGGAUUCCAGGAGACUACUCUCCAUUCAGUUUUGUGUAUACAACCCCUUCUCGGAAGAGUUGUAGAAACAAAUGGGAUCAGCUACUCAAGGGAAAUGGCGGUUUUCCCAUGUGUACUCCUGGUAGUAGUAUAAGGACAUCAAAAAUCUCUGGUUAUAUUCAACUGAGUGGAAAUCAGCUUUCAGGUCAGGUCCCUCCGGAGAUUGGUAAGAUGCACAACUUUAGUAUGUUGGAUAUGGGUUUCAAUAAAUUACACGGAGAACUCCCUGCAGAGAUCGGACAAUUGCCACUUGUAGUGUUGAACCUCAGUAGAAACAGUUUUUCAGGCGAUAUCCCAAUGGAAAUGGGAAACAUGAAGUGCAUGCAGAAUCUGGAUUUGUCCUACAACAACUUUUCUGGUAAGUUCCCUAUAAGUUUAAACAGCUUGACUGAGCUAAGCAAGUUCACCGUCGCAUACAAUCCACUCAUCUCUGGUGUAAUUCCUUCAAGUGGGCAAUUGGCAACAUUUGAGGAGGAGUCCUACCUUGGGGAUCCCCUCCUUAUCCUUCCGACAUUUAUUAAAAACUCCCCUAAUUAUGAGGAUGGUGGUGACACCCUCCUUAUCCAUCCAGAAUUUAUCAACAACUCCACGGAUCAUGAAGAUGAGGUUAUAGGUCAAGGAUUUUACAACGGCAUGGGGAUUGGGUUUGCAGUAGGAUUUUGGGGAGUUUGUGCAAGUUUGAUUUUCAUCAGGUCCUGGAGAUACUCAUACUAUAGGUUCUUGAAUUUUUCCUAUGACUGGCUUUAUGUGCGACUCCAAAAGAUGUGCUUGGAAGCUGAUGAUUAAUUAGUGGUAAUCUCUCUCUCUCAUUCACUAUCGUACCUUGUAAUGAUUAAUAAUCUAUAUACAAGAUUGAUAAUCAUCUUUUGUGUGUUUGUGUUGGAGCCUGGUUUGAUUUGGGAUACAACCACCACAAGAUGAUGUGAUUUUUUUUUUUUUUUGAAGGAGGGCCGGUGCGGCUGCCCUCAAACCUUGAUUAAUGAAACCAUAGAAUAUUAGGGGGGGACAUAGUGCCUGAACCCCGUAUUAUAAUAUGUAAUAUUCUAACAUGCACGAGAUGAUGUGAUUUUAUUAUGCUCUAAUAGAAUAAAGGGUUCUUGACCCAAAGCACCAA